Molecule: messenger RNA, 390 nt
Organism: Dictyostelium discoideum AX4
Lineage: Eukaryota; Evosea; Eumycetozoa; Dictyosteliales; Dictyosteliaceae
Exons: 2
Coding region: 1-390 (129 amino acids)
Source: RefSeq, a predicted model, not a curated record
AUGUUUUUCAUUAUUAAUAAUUGUAAAUUAAAUGAACUUCAAGAGAAUAAAAUAGAUAUUAAUGAUCCAUUAUAUAUAAAAUGUUUGGAUCAUAUGAAGUCUCAUCAAUUACCAAAUCACAUAAAGUUACCAUCUCAAUAUAAUAAUUUUAUAAAAAGAGUGAAUACUAAACAUAUAAUUUUAGUAAAAGAAAAUCAAAUUAAAUCCAUUUCAAAAGAAAUGCAUACAAUUCAAACAACUCAAUAUAUAGAUUUAUUAGAUAUCACAAACAACAAUGAUAAUAAUAGUGGUAUUUCAAUAAGAAAUUAUUACCAACAAUUAUUUUUACAAAUUCAACAUCUUAAACAACAAAUUCAACAAUUAAAUAAUCAAAUAAUAAAUCUUUAUUAA